GUGUUAUCAGUAGAUUAACACCGUUUUAGUCUUGCGUUGCACAAUGCUAAGUAUACCUUUUUAUUUAUUUAUUUAUUUAUGGAUUAUUUUGUGUAGUAUCUUUUAAAUCGCUAUACAAAUCAGGUUAAUUAUUAUUAUUUGUCUAUUUACUUUCUUUCUUUCUUUUAUCUACUCAUCCAUCUAUUUAUUUUUCUAUGUAUAUAUUUAUUCAUCUAUUUACCUAAAUACAUUAAUCUCUUUCAUAGUGCUGAAUCCAGUCAAAUGUCCUGCCAGUGAGGCCUGUUGAAAUGUGAGACUGGCCGGGUGGAUGAGUGGGCGGGCUCUCUGUCAGCUGCAGGUGACCCCUCACAGGCUCAAGGUGCUCGUGUGUCAGUCAAAAGGGCUCAUUCAUCGUUGGUGGAGCGGGACGCGUCCCACCUGGCUCUGGGAUGACAACCAAAAUCAUCCAUUUCAUGGUCAACGGGACACUGGAGAAGGCCGAGUUCGAGGCCGACUGCUCUGCUGCAGACGUGAAAGAUGUGUUCCGGGCGGCGGCGGAGGCGGGGCCUCACCACAUCCUGAAGCUGUACAGCGUGGACGGCGGCGUGCUGAACAUCUCCCCCCUGCUGGAGGCCAACGGCGAGGACUCGUACUACCGACUGGAGGUGGUGGCGUCCGACCUGAAGAGUGUGGGGAUGCCAAAUGAGCUGGACACCAUGGAGCACAGGCUGCAUCAUCUGGAGAGCAGAGUCAUGGAAGACGUGGGCCAGACUCCGGAGGUCGUGUGCGACCUGAAGAGCCAAGUGGAGUCCUUCAAGAGGAAGCUGGAGAGCGUGAAGCACCUGAGCUGGAUGGAGCUCUUCAAGGAGGACGGAGACCACCAGUCCUCCCCGAAGCCCAGGAGCUCCCUGCUGAGCGUGCAGGAGGAGCACCAGCAGGUCCGCAGGAAGUUCCUCAACAUGAGCUCGCUGCAGGUGACGGAGGAAGUGAGGGAGCAUCUGAAAACGCCCACUUUUGACAACUGGCAGUGGGAGGAGGCGGAGAUGCUGGUGCUCCUGCAGGUGAUGUUCACCGACCUGGACUUCCUGACGGCGUUCCACAUCCAGCUGGACGUCCUGCAGAACUUCCUGUUCCAGGUCUUCUGCCACUACAACAACAUCCCCUUCCACAACUUCAGGCACUGCUUCUGCGUCACUCAGAUGAUGUACGGCCUCAUCUGGCUGACGGACCUGAAGAGUAAAGUCUCCAGAAUCGACCUGCUGGUCAUGUUGACCUCGGCUCUGUGCCACGACCUCGACCACCCGGGCUACAACAACGUCUUCCAGAUCAACGCUCAGACCGACUUAGCUCUUCGCUACAACGACAUUUCCCCGCUGGAGAACCACCACUGUGCCGUGGCCUUCGGCAUCAUGUCCGAGCCAGAGUGCAACAUCCUGAAGAACCUGAGCAGCGACCAGUAUAAACACAUCCGGGGAGGAAUGAUCCGAUGCAUUCUGGCCACCGACAUGGCGAGACACAACGAGAUCCUCCACAAAUUCAAGAGCAUCCAGCCGGUCUUCAACUUCACCAACAAGGAGCACAAGGAAGUGCUGAUGAAGAUCAUGGUGAAGGUGAGCGACAUCUCCAACGAGGCGCGGCCGAUGGCCGUGGCCGAGCCGUGGCUGGACUGCCUGCUGCAGGAGUUCUUCAACCAGAGCGACACAGAGAAGCUCAAGGGGCUCCCCGUGGCUCCUUUCAUGGACCGAGACAAAGUGUCCAAACCGUCCUCUCAGACCGGCUUCAUCCGGUUCGUCCUCCUGCCGCUCUUCACGGAGAUCACCAAGCUGUUCCCCUGUCUGGAGGAACACAUUCUGGAGCCGGUGAGACGAGCUCUGGACUUCUACUCCGACCUGGAGAGAGCCGGCAAGCAGCAGCAGGAGGAGGAGAAGCAGGGGGAGCAGGAGGAGCAGGGGAGGAGCUCCGCAGGAGGAGCAGUCCUCUAGUCCAGAAAGCUUUCAGCUGACUUCUCCAGCUGUCUGUCAGAGGGUCUGACAUCUGCAAAAGGACUUCGAUGUUUUAUAAAUAGCAGUUUUUAUGAAUAUUUUAAGCUUUUAAAAACAAACAUUUAAUUUAUUUUCUUGGGUAGUUUGGCUGAUAGUCAUUUAUCUUUUAAAUGGCCUAAAAGUCAUUAUAUAGACAAAUGUGUAUUAUUUCACCUUUUUUCAGUGUGUUUUUACAGAUGAAUAUUUUUAAUGGAGAAGUUAAUAUUUCCUGUUUUUCUUUCCUAGGUUUAUGUAACUGAUGUUUUUUUAAUGGUCAAACUCAAAAAAAAAGCUUCACGAUGAAAAACACCGCCACAAAAAGAAGUAUUUUUUUUUUCAACAUUGUUUAUUUUUCAAUCACUUCAUUUACAAAUUAAAAAAUAAGA
Messenger RNA from Cyclopterus lumpus (lumpfish), 2386 nucleotides. RefSeq names its product high affinity cGMP-specific 3',5'-cyclic phosphodiesterase 9A-like. The record is from RefSeq and is a predicted model, not a curated record. Gene Ontology annotation, molecular function: 3',5'-cyclic-GMP phosphodiesterase activity. The transcript is spliced from 14 exons. Bases 429 to 1961 code for a protein of 510 amino acids. Gene Ontology annotation, biological process: cGMP catabolic process. Lineage: Eukaryota; Metazoa; Chordata; Actinopteri; Perciformes; Cyclopteridae.